Hordeum vulgare subsp. vulgare (domesticated barley) is the source of this 1836-nucleotide messenger RNA. RefSeq names its product guanosine nucleotide diphosphate dissociation inhibitor 2-like. Bases 249 to 1586 code for a protein of 445 amino acids. Gene Ontology annotation, biological process: vesicle-mediated transport; small GTPase-mediated signal transduction; protein transport. The record is from RefSeq and is a predicted model, not a curated record. Lineage: Eukaryota; Viridiplantae; Streptophyta; Magnoliopsida; Poales; Poaceae. The transcript is spliced from 13 exons. Gene Ontology annotation, cellular component: cytoplasm. Gene Ontology annotation, molecular function: Rab GDP-dissociation inhibitor activity.
ACUCACACUGGUUGGACGAGCGAAACGCAAGGCAACGGAAGAGCAAGCCUCAGCAUCGAGACCAAACCUGCGGCCCGGAAAGCCCCCCUAGACCGAUCUUUCUUCGCGGACUUGUCGUUCCUUCUCCCCGAAGGAGGACUCGAGGCGUCGGAGAUCCAUCACAUCACAUCACAUCACACAUCACGCGCGGACUUGUAGUUCCUUCUCUUGCUCGCUCAUCUCUCAAUCGGGACGGAGCAAGAUCGACGAUGGAUGUGGAGUACGACGUGAUCGUGCUGGGGACGGGGCUCAAGGAGUGCAUCCUCAGCGGCCUCCUCUCCGUCGACCGCCUCAAGGUGCUUCACAUGGACAGGAAUGACUAUUAUGGUGGAGACUCCACAUCGCUGAAUCUCAACCAGCUGUGGAAAAGGUUCAAGGGUGACGGGACACCCCCUGCAAAUAUAGGAGCCAGCAGAGACUACAAUGUAGACAUGGUUCCAAAGUUUAUGAUGGCAAAUGGUGCUUUGGUCCGUGUACUGAUUCAUACUGGUGUUACCAAGUAUUUAUCCUUUAAAGCUGUGGAUGGAAGCUACGUUUUCAACAAGGGAAAGAUCCACAAAGUCCCCUCUACUGAUAUGGAAGCUCUCAAGUCUCCAUUGAUGGGAUUAUUUGAGAAGCGAAGAGCAGGGAAAUUCUUCCUUUAUGUUCAAGAUUACAAGGAAAAUGAUCCAAGUACUCACAAGGGGCUGGACCUUACAAAGAUGACCAGUAAACAACUUAUCUCAAAAUACGGUUUGGAUGAUAAUACAAUAGACUUCAUUGGUCACGCAGUUGCUCUUCAUAAGGACGAUAGUUAUCUUUCAGAACCUGCAAUAGAGAUUGUGAAGCGGAUGAAGCUUUAUGCAGAAUCAGUGGCUCGUUUUCAAGGAGGCUCGCCAUAUAUUUAUCCUCUCUAUGGUUUAGGGGAGCUGCCACAGGGUUUCGCACGGCUUAGUGCGGUAUACGGCGGGACGUACAUGUUGAAUAAGCCAGAGUGCAAGGUCGAAUUUGAUGAUGAAGGGAAAGUUCGUGGAGUUACAUCUGAAGGGGAGACAGCAAAAUGCAAGAAAGUUGUUUGUGAUCCAUCGUACGUACCAGACAAGGUUAAAAAGGUUGGAAAGGUCUUUCGUGCAAUUGCUAUCAUGAGCCAUCCGAUCCCAAAUACUGCUGAAUCUCACUCAGUACAGAUUAUAAUACCGCAAAAGCAACUUGGCCGCAGAUCAGACAUGUAUGUUUUCUGCUGUUCCUACUCUCACAAUGUUGCGUCGAAGGGAAAGUUCAUAGCGUUUGUGUCAGCACAAGCAGAGAGUGACAAUCCAGAGGCAGAACUGAAGCCAGGAAUCGAUCUUCUAGGGCCUGUUGAUGAGUUAUUUUUCGACACAUAUGACAGAUAUGAACCUGCUAAUGACCCAUCUUCUGACAAUUGUUUUAUAUCAACGAGUUACGAUGCCACAACACACUUUGAAUCUACCGUGAUGGAUGUUCUUUCGCUGUACACAAAGAUCACCGGAAAGACGGUCGACCUCAGUGUGGAUCUAAGCGCUGCAAGUGCUGCCGAAGAUGAUUGACAAUUCUAGGGCAGCUAUAUCUUGCAUUUUGGAAACGAUUUAUGCUUUGUUUUGCAGUUCAUCGUAGGUCCACCUUUGCACUCAUUAUUUUGAAAUGUAAUAGCUGAGCUAUAGUCGAUAAAGCUGUAUGAUGUAUAUUCUAAGUUCCUAAAUUUUCUAUUGGGAGGUCCAUAGUAUGUUUAGCCUUUGAAGACAAUGCCGUUUCGUCCGGUAUUUUUACUUUAAAUUUUGAUAAGAUGCAACAGAACAA